Onychostoma macrolepis is the source of this 2989-nucleotide messenger RNA. Its product is annotated as gastrula zinc finger protein XlCGF57.1-like. Gene Ontology annotation, molecular function: RNA polymerase II cis-regulatory region sequence-specific DNA binding; DNA-binding transcription factor activity, RNA polymerase II-specific. The coding region runs from base 910 to 2304 and encodes 464 amino acids. The record is from RefSeq and is a predicted model, not a curated record. The transcript is spliced from 4 exons. Gene Ontology annotation, biological process: regulation of transcription by RNA polymerase II. NCBI's taxonomy places the organism in Eukaryota, Metazoa, Chordata, Actinopteri, Cypriniformes, Cyprinidae.
AGAAGAAGAAGAUAUGACGUCAUAAGGCUGCGCCGCGCUCCUGGGUCUUUUCUAACUGGAAGAAAGGUUUAUGUUCUAAGCUUUUAACGGGCUUAAAUCGAUGCAAACCAUCUAUAUUAUAGUGUGUGCAGGCGAUUUAAUGACAUUGUAAUUGUUUGUCCAACAUUAAUGAAAGUUAUUUUGUGUAAAGUGCAUCCGCACUGCUCGAGACUCUGAGACAGAGAUGAGUUUUUCUUCCUGUUAGUUGUUGUUAUCUGAACUCUGAUGAAGUGUGCAAACACAGAAAGCCCUCGGUGCAGCGACUGAGCUCGAUUAUAUAGAUGGCGUGUGUUAAAGAGGAGAGUGAAGACGUGAGGAUUGAAGAAGCUUUCAGAGUCAAACAUGAAGAAACUGAGACACGAACAGUUUACAGGACAAACUGCGCAUUUCACCCAAAAUAGUUUGGUGUGAUAUGAUUCCAAAGGGGGUCCAAGCUUGUUGAGGGGGGCACUGCCCCCCCAGAACCACCCCUGCUAAGACAGUGAUGCUAAAAGACAUGCAGAUAUUUUGCGGGUACCGAGGUUUCUCUGUGUAUGCUGUGGUCAGAUAUCAACACAGAAGAGUACAGGAAGUGUGUGACAGGAACAGACGGGGCGGGACAUGAGACGCAGUUAUGAUUGACAGGCGACGGACGAAUCAGGUCUCGGAGAGUCACAGCGCGAGCUCGGAGGCCUGAGGGUGCUGAAGGAGGAGAGUCAAGAACUGAAUAAAAGGGAAAUUAAGGGUCAAUAUGAAAAACAUCAUUCAUUAAUAACGGGAGAAAAAUCUUUAAGUUGCUCAGAGAAUGAAAAGACUUUGUCACGAAAAAGAGCUCAAACGACUAGUCAAACUAGUAGUCAUUUCGAUCAACAUGGAAACCUUGAUGUGCACAUGAGAAUUCACAUGGAAGACAAGCCAUUCUCCUGCCAGCAGUGUGGGAAGAGUUACACCUCGAAAGGAAGUCUUAAAGAUCACAUGAAUAUUCACACUGGAGAGAACCCUUUCACCUGCCAACAUUGUGGAAAAAGUUUCAUUCGAAAAGGAAACCUGACAGUCCAUAUGAAAAUUCACACUAGAGAGAGCCCAUUCAGUUGCCAGCAGUGUGGGAAAAGUUUCGUUCAGAAAGGUAGUCUUAAAUCCCACAUGAGAGUUCACACUGGAGAGAGUCCUUUUACCUGUCAACAAUGUGGAAAAAGUUUCACUCAAAAAGGAAACCUGAAAGUCCACAUGAGAAUUCACUCUAAAGAGACCCCAUUCACCUGCCAACAGUGUGGAAAAAGUUUCACUCAAAAAGGAAGUCUUAAAGAUCACAUGAAAAUUCACACUGGAGAGAACCCAUUCACCUGCCAACAGUGUGGAAAAAGUUUCAUUCGAAAAGGAAACCUGAAAGUCCACUUGCGAGUGCACACUAGAGAGAGCCCAUUCAGCUGCCAACAGUGUGGGAAAAGUUUUUCUCAGAAAGCAAGCCUUAAAAUCCACAUAAGAAUUCACACUGGAGAGAAGCCUUUCACAUGCCCUCAGUGUGGAAGGAGUUUUACACAUAAAGGAACCCUUAAUAACCACGUGACGACUCACACAGGAGAGAAGCCAUUUGUAUGUAGUCAGUGUGGAAAGUGUUUCCGAUUCACUGUAACCCUUAAAGACCACAUGAAGAUUCACUUGAGAGAGAUCCGUUUUAUAUGCCAUCAGUGUGGAAGGAGUUUCACAGACAGAAAUGAUCUUAAGAAUCAUGUAGUAACUCACAUCGGAGAGAAACCUUUCAUGUGCCAUUACUGUGGAAAGUCUUUCAAAAACAAAGCAAAUCUUGAGGUUCAUUUAAGAAUUCACACUGGAGAGAAGCCUUUCAGCUGCACUCAAUGUGGAAAGAGUUUCACAGUUAAAGGAAACCUUGACAUUCACAUGAGGGUUCACACUAGAGAGAGGCCUUACAGGUGCCUUCGGUGUGAGAAGAGUUUCACAUAUCACACGGACCUGAAACGUCAUUUGCAAACUCAUUCUGGAAAGAAAUUCCAGUGUUCUGAGUGUGACAAGGGCUUUAGAAAAACUAGCAGUUUCAGAAAACACCUGCACAUGCACUCCCGAGGAAGACCAUUUAAUUGUGUUCAGAAUAAAAGAAAAGUCCCAAAACUCUCAUCACACUUAGAGAUACAUAUGAAAAGGCAUGCAUAUGUGAGACAGUAUUCUUGUUCUUUUUGUGGAAAGAGUUUUGAAUGGCUCGGCCAUUUAAAAUGCCACCAGAAGAUGCGUAUCUGUGUAAAAUCAAAGCUACGUUCACGUCACAGAUGACUGUGGCCCAAAUAGUUUUUUGUUCUGUUUGUUUUUUUCCCCUGUGUGUGUGUGUGGUUGUUUACAUGACAUUUUAAAGUCCUGUAAUUUUGUUUGUAUAGAGUUUUUUUUUUUUUUUUUUUUUUACAAUAUUUAAAAAUCAGUAUGUUGUAUUCAUGUGUCUACAUUGCAUUCUGAACAUAUUCAGACCCACCUUUUUGUACAUUUUGUUUGCCUUAUGCUAAAAUAUUAUUUUUUUGGUCCAUUAUGCAUCAAAACCUGAUGACAUAAGUACAGUCUCAAGUCCUUUUUUGGGGUAUGAUGCAAUAACUUUUACAGUCCUGGAUUUGAGGAUUAUAUGUCACUUAUUUCAUAUAGCUUUCUCAAACUGUGAGAUUGGAUGGGGACUGACAGUGGACAGCCAUUUUCAAGUUUCUCCACAGAUUCGAUUGGAUUUAAAUCUGGCCUCUGAUUGGAUCACUCAAGGACAUUCCCAGUCUUUUCUAAGCCACUCAUGCAUUGUCUUGGCUGUGUGCUUGGGGUCAUUGAAGGUGAACCUUCCACCUAGUGAGUGCUCUGGGACAGGUCACAUCUAGAACAAGACAUCAGGCUUUGAGUUGAGUUGUUUUAUUAGACGUAAAAAGUGACAAUACAUCUGAAUAACGCUUCUUUGCUAAGGAUAACACAAUAAAGAAAACGAGACUUA